Messenger RNA from Colletotrichum scovillei, 1368 nucleotides. RefSeq lists its product as uncharacterized. The record is from RefSeq and is a predicted model, not a curated record. The coding region runs from base 1 to 1368 and encodes 455 amino acids. The transcript has 3 exons. NCBI's taxonomy places the organism in Eukaryota, Fungi, Ascomycota, Sordariomycetes, Glomerellales, Glomerellaceae.
AUGAAGACUUCUGCCACUCUUUUGGCCUUUGUGGCCGCUUCCAAUGCCUCGCCUCUUGGUGUUUCCGUCAAGCGGGAUGCCUUUGAGAGCAAGGAUGCUAUGUGCAAAGGAUGGGAUCUCACAACUCCCGAGGGCGCUGACAAGCUCUGGGAAGACACCUAUGCUGGAGCAUCUCUUGACCUCUUCAUCAAGUCUCAGUGGGAACACGAGAACUCUUGGCUGAAGAACCUCGAAGACUUGGUCUCAGGUGGCACAUCGGGCAAGUCCGGUGCUGCCGGCUGCUCAGCUCUUGGAAACGAGUGCAAGCCGUUGAACGACAUGACCUGUGAUGCCCAAUACGACGCAUACGGCAAGACCCCUAUUGGCAAGAACUCCUACUGGAUCUUCCAGGCCGUCAAGGGCAUGCAUGCCAAGUUCAAUGAGCUGAAUCGCCAGCUCACCAAGGAGACUCUCAUCAGCGGACUGCAGAUUGGUCAGAUGGUGACCGACUUCCAAGGAAACCAGGACGACCCUGGCGAUGUUCUUGGCUGGCUUUCCGCCGCCGCUUCCAUGGGUGGUGCUAUCGGAGGCUUGGUUCCUGGAGCUGGAACCGCCAUUGCUGGUGGCUUCGGCAUGCUCAGCGGCAUCUUCUCCGGACUGGCUGCCUCCAACAGCGCCGACGAGAUCGAUCAAGGCUCAAUUUCGGCCGCCCUGGCUGACGCUUUCAAGCAAGCCACUGGUGCUCUUGAGAACACCCUCCGCAUCGCCACCGGCGGCGGCACCAGCCAGACGGAGUACGACUCGCUUCCCGCCCCCAAAUGGGACACCUUCCAGAGCAAGAUCACAAAGUUCUACAAUGGCGGCUGGUUCCUCGUUGACGACGACGAGCAGGCCGUCACUGUCGCCCUCCAGUCCAUCAGCAACAACAUCAAGCCCAAGGUCGCCAACGAUGUCAUGAGCGCCGCCAAGCUCUACCUCGUCGCUGACAAGCGCGAUGAGGUCAAGUCUCGCGAGACCUGCGGAUAUGCCACAGGACGGCAGUGGAUGGCCCUGCGGGAUGGCGAGGAGUACUGCUUCUACAUCAUGCGCAACAACCCCAACCCGGGCCCUGACAACGACUGGGCCGAGGUUGAGUCCGAUAUCUAUGACAAGAUGGCCUCGUACGGACUCGGCAACCGUGAACCGUACUACCGCGCCAUCAUUGACUGCGCGCUCAACGGUGGAGAUGACAAGGACCAGGUUGACUUGAGCAACUUGGCCUGGGGUAAGGUUCCUACGUGCUACUUCAACCUGCCUGCGAUGUUCAUCGACAAGGAUACCAAGACUGGCUGCGGUAGUCCCUUUGACAACGCGAACUGCGACUACAUCGCUGCCACCCCGAUCUCUUAG